UAUUGGGUCCAAACAAAACUCUAUAAUUCACUAAGAAGCAAUCUUCGAUUUUGAUUUGUGUGCUUCUUUGUUUCUGACUUUUAGGGAUUGACGAAUUGCACCCUUUUUUCAAAAAUUUCUUUCUGGAAUUUAUUUCUGGAUCUUGGGUUUGGUGUAAAUUGAUUGCAUUCCAACAAUUUCAGGAUUUUUAAUUAAAUCCAAGAACAUAUAAUAUAAUUCAUACAACUCAUUCUUUGCCCAUAAAGUUAAGUAAUUUGACGAUGACGAAUGGAAGCCCUGAGACUGCGAAAGAGAAGAAGUCGCGUAAGAACAAACAAGUUGUUGAUGAGAGAGUGCCUCUAUUGCCCAAGCAGCAAGAGGAUGAUGCUGGAUUCGAUGAGUUUGAUGGGGCUUCUUUUACCGGGGCAGUGUUUAAUUUAUCGACCACAAUUGUCGGUGCUGGAAUCAUGGCCUUGCCCGCUACUAUGAAAGUUUUGGGCCUUGUUCUUGGGAUUGCUAUGAUUAUUUUUAUGGCUUUCCUCACAGAAGCUUCAAUUGAGAUGUUGCUUAGAUCUAGCAGGGUUGGGAAAACAACUUCUUAUGGAGGUGUUAUGGCGGAUGCAUUUGGAAAAUGUGGGAGGAUUGCACUCCAAAUAUGUGUUUUAGUCAACAACGUUGGUGUUCUUAUUGUGUACAUGAUUAUUAUAGGCGAUGUGCUUUCUGGAACAACUUCAAGUGGAAUUCACCAUGCCGGUGUGUUUGAAGGGUGGUUUGGGCCAUCCUGGUGGAAUGGGCGUACCAUUGUUCUUCUAGUCACAACCCUUGCUGUGUUUGCUCCAUUGGCAUGCUUAAAGCGUAUAGAUUCAUUGAAAUUUACAUCUGCCUUAUCAGUUGCGCUGGCUGUUGUGUUCCUUGUAAUUAUGGUUGGAAUCACCGUUGUCAAGUUGAUAAACGGAAGCAUUUUGAUGCCAAGGUUACUUCCUGAUGUUACUGAUUUCACAUCAGUUUUGAACCUCUUCCCUGUAGUUCCUGUUCUCGUCACUGCAUACAUCUGCCACUACAAUGUUCACUCAAUAGACAAUGAACUUGAAGACAACACGCAGAUAAAAGCUGUUGUGCGGUCCUCUCUUGCUCUCUGCUCAACUGUGUAUGUAAUGACAAGCCUAUUCGGGUUCCUCCUAUUUGGUGAUGCAACUCUUGAUGACGUGCUUGCCAAUUUUGACACCAACCUUGGAAUCCCAUACGGCUCUCUUUUUAAUGAUGUUGUUCGUGUUAGCUAUGCCGGUCACCUCAUGCUUGUCUUUCCCAUUGUUUUCUAUCCAUUACGGUUGAACCUGGAUGGCCUUCUGUUUCCAUCCGCAAGGCCUUUGGCAUCGGACAACUUGAGGUUCACAUUAAUCAGCUUUGGGCUUAUUUCUCUCAUCUUCCUGGGCGCAAAUUUCAUACCCAGCAUUUGGGAUGCUUUUCAGUUCACUGGAGCAACUGCUGCUGUUUGCAUUGGCUUCAUUUUUCCUGCUGCCAUUACACUCAGGGAUCGUCAUGGCAUAGCAGCAAAGAAGGACAAGAUUCUAUCUGUUUUCAUGAUCGUCCUUGCUGUGGUUUCAAACGCGGUGGCAAUAUACAGUGAUGCUUAUGGCUUGUUGAAGAAGAAUGCAUCGCCACGCGAAUGAACCCUCAUUGUCAACAAUCAACUGGUGGGCGUUGCAUCAUUUUGCAUGAAAACGCCAAGAAAGCAGGACUCCUUUGGAAUGAGUUGGAGAAAAAUCUAUUGAGUUUGGUUUCAAUAGGAGGAAGAACAUUCUGCUCAAUAUCCAAAGUUGAGCUAGUUGCUUCGCAACAUGUUGUGUAUACAGGCGUGUUUCGAUUCUGGAUUUUAUAUCCCUCCUUUUUUUCUUUUUUCGGUGCAGUAUUGUAUUGCCGAGUAUUUAUAAUUGAAGAUUGUUGUGUUGGACUUGAAUUGCAAGUUUAUAUCUAGGAUAUGAAGUUAUUUCCUUCUUGUGCA
This is a messenger RNA of Camellia sinensis, 1981 nucleotides long. Its product is annotated as amino acid transporter AVT6A. The record is from RefSeq and is a predicted model, not a curated record. Gene Ontology annotation, molecular function: L-amino acid transmembrane transporter activity. Lineage: Eukaryota; Viridiplantae; Streptophyta; Magnoliopsida; Ericales; Theaceae. Gene Ontology annotation, cellular component: membrane. Gene Ontology annotation, biological process: amino acid transmembrane transport.